GGCGCGCGCUGGGCGGCUUCCGGCUCAGGUGCGGGAGGCGCGGGCCUCGGGGUCCCGGCUACGGCGGACGCGGGUUCGCCGACACUUCAGAACCGGACCAUGGAAGGCCAACCCCUGGUGGUGUCCAAGCAGAAGACGGAAGUGGUCUGCGGGGUCUCCACGCAGGUGGUCUGCACCGCCUUUAGCAGCCACAUCCUGGUGGUGGUGACUCAGUUCGGGAAGAUGGGGACAUUGGUCUCCCUGGAGCCCAGCAACGGGGCCAGCGACAUCAGCAAGCCACUGCUCACCACCAAAGUCCUCCUCGGGCCAGACGAGCCCCUCAUCCACGUCUUCGCCAAGAACCUGGUUGCAUUUGUGUCUCAAGAAGCAGGGAACAAAGCAGUCCUCCUGGCCAUGGCCGUGAAAGACAAGAGCAUGGAGGGGCUGAAGGCCUUGAAGGAGGUGAUCCGGGAGUGCCAGGUGUGGUGAGCAGAGUGGAGCCAGGCAGGGGAGCUCACUCUCCUCCACAGGUCAUGGAGACCCCAGCUGUGGGUGCUGGCACCGUAUGGAGCAGGAGCUUUGUGUGGCAGCCUUUUGCCCUUGGAUCCAGAAGAAACAGUACUGCCUGGGCAGGCGCUGGCUGCCCGGUGACCAUGGCGAUGGGUGGCGGCCACGCCUGGGGCAUUGGACAUGGAGUGGUGGCUCUCGUGGCUACAUGUGUUCCAUGGAAAGCUCAAGGCCGUUCAUGACUCACAACCCUGUGUGCAGUAGCACUUGGGAUAUAUAUAUAUUUUUUUUUUUUUAAUAGAAAAUAAAUAUGGAUUUC
Dipodomys spectabilis (banner-tailed kangaroo rat) is the source of this 805-nucleotide messenger RNA. It is a transcript of the gene Psmg3, whose product is annotated as proteasome assembly chaperone 3. The record is from RefSeq and is a predicted model, not a curated record. The coding region runs from base 100 to 468 and encodes 122 amino acids. The transcript is spliced from 3 exons. NCBI's taxonomy places the organism in Eukaryota, Metazoa, Chordata, Mammalia, Rodentia, Heteromyidae. Gene Ontology annotation, biological process: proteasome assembly.